GCGGGCGCGAGCUGCGUUUCCGCCUCUGAACCGUGGCACUGAGGCCAUGGGUAGCCAAGAGGUGCUGGGCCAGGCAGCCCGCUUGGCCUCCUCGGGUCUCCUGCUGCAGGUAUUGUUUCGAUUAAUCACCUUUGUCUUGAAUGCAUUUAUUCUUCGCUUCCUGUCAAAGGAGAUCGUGGGCAUAGUGAAUGUCAGACUAACCCUGCUUUACUCAACAACCGUCUUCCUGGCCAGGGAAGCCUUCCGGAGAGCCUGUCUGAGUGGGGGUGCCCAGCGGGACUGGAGUCAGACCCUCAACCUCCUGUGGCUAACUGUCCCCCUGGGUGUAUUUUGGUCCUUACUCUUGGGCUGGGUCUGGUUGCAGUUGCUUGAAGUGCCUGAUCCAAAUGUGGUCCCCUACUAUGGAGCUGGAGUGGUGUUCUUUGGUCUCUCAGCAGUGGUGGAACUUGUGGGAGAGCCUUUCUGGGUCUUGGCACAAGCACAUAUGUUUGUCAAGCUCAAGGUACUUGCUGAGAGCAUGUCAGUUAUCCUCCGGAGUGUUCUGACAGCUUUUCUGGUGCUGUGGCUGCCUCACUGGGGUCUAUACAUUUUUUCUCUGGCUCAGCUUUUCUAUACCGCUGUUCUGGUGCUCUGCUAUGUGAUUUAUUUAAUAAAAUUACUGCGUUCCCCAGAAUCAACCAAGCAACGGACUCUUCCUGUCUCCAAAAUAACACAACUAUUACCCAGUAUUACAAGAAGCAGAGCAUUUGUCAAUUGGAAAGAGGCUAAAUUGACUUGGAGUUUUUUCAAACAGUCUUUCUUGAAGCAGAUUUUGACAGAAGGCGAGCGAUACGUGAUGACAUUUUUGAAUGUAUUAAACUUUGGCGAUCAGGGUGUGUAUGAUAUAGUGAAUAAUCUGGGGUCUCUUGUGGCUAGGCUAAUUUUCCAGCCAAUAGAGGAGAGUUUUUAUAUCUUCUUUGCUAAGGUGCUAGAGAGGGAAAAGGAUGCCACACACCAGAAACAGGAGGAUGUUGCUGUGGCUGCUGCAGUUUUGGAGUCCCUCCUCAAGCUGGCCUUGCUGACUGGCCUGACCAUUACUGUUUUUGGCUUUGCCUAUUCUCAACUGGCUCUGGACAUCUAUGGAGGAGCCAUGCUUAGUUCAGGAUCAGGGCCUGUGUUGAUGCGGUCCUAUUGUCUCUAUGUCCUCCUGCUUGCAAUCAAUGGUGUGACCGAGUGUUUCACAUUUGCUGCCAUGAGCAAGGAGGAGGUUGACAGGUACAACUUCACCAUGCUGGCACUGUCUUCCUCGUUUUUGGUCUUAUCCUACCUCCUGACCAGCUGGUGUGGCAGUGUGGGCUUCAUCUUGGCCAACUGCUUUAACAUGGGCAUUCGGAUCACACAGAGCCUGUACUUCAUCCAUCACUACUUCCAGAGGAGCCCCCACAGACCGCUGGCUGGCCUGCACCUGUCCCCAGCUCUCCUCGGGGUGUUCGCCCUCAGUGGUGGGAUUACUAGUGUUUCAGAGGCAUUCCUCUGCUGUGAGCAGGGCUGGCCUGCUAGGCUGGCACACAUUGCUGUGGGGACCAUCUGCUUAGGAGUGACCCUUGGGACAGCGUUCUUCACAGAGACCAAACUGAUCCACUUUCUCAGGACUCAGUUGGGUAGAUCCAGACUCCAUGACAAAAUGACAUGACUUUGAUGAUGCUUUGACACUUGGUGCGUGGACCCACCAUGGAAUGGUUCUUGGACAACAUGUGUUGCUCUGUAAAAGUCCUGCUGUGGAGUGAGAGUCACCCUGGAAGUGAGAUGGCAGAGGAGAUGCCACCCAGUCGAAGUCUUCCAACCAAAGGAGGAAUGUCCCUUUACAUGAAGAACAACAGCCCAUUUUGUUAAUGAAUUAAUUCCUUCUGCGUGGGAUUGACCUUUGAAGUUACAUCUUCUAACACACUCUGUCUUAGAUGUUAAUAGUUAAUCAUCAUUUGGCCAAGAAAAAGCAAUGUAGCCAUUGACCCCCCGCACAAGGUUCUAUAAAAGAAGUAAGGAGCCCCUGAACUUACACACCAAACAAGAACAAAGUGUGGCCUAAGAAUUGUGGCUUUCCCUGUGUUGGUGGUGUGGUUUUAGUUUUUAGAGAAGAAAAACCCUACUCAGUGAGAAAUAUUUUUGAAAUAUUUGAAAUAAUGUUUACAGUCCUAGGGAUUGAACCCAGGGCCUCAUUCAUGCUAAGCAAGCUCUCUCCUACUGAACUAUAUCCAUAUUCCCAGCCCUCACAAUGAUGAAACCAAGAGAUACGGAUCACAUUGCCCAGAAGGAGUUAGGGAGGAUCUUUGCCAUGGUACCUCCCAGAGCAGCUCAUGUUCCAGAAUAGGACUCAGGAUUUACUAAUUGUAGAGUGUAUGGAAACUGUCGACGGCUUUAGAUCUAGCCACUUGAAAGAGGACACCUUUGGUGUCCAGUGAUAGCUACUUUGUCCUUUAAGGGGUGCCGACAUCCAGCUUUAUUUAAUUUUUCCAUGGAAGUCACACAGUGAUAACCACAAUUACAUAGAUAUCUUUUUUUUAUUCUUAAAAUAAAACAGGACAAAUUGAUAUGGCAAGAAUCAGAGUCAAACCUUCUCUCUCUCUUUUUUUUGUUAUUGCUGUUGUUGUUUGUUUGUUUUGUUUUUCGAGACAGGGUUUCUUUGUGUAGCUUUUGGAGCCUGUCCUGGAACUUACUUUGUAGCCCAGGCUGGCCUCGAACUCACAGAGAUCCACCUGGCUCUGCCUCCCGAGUGCUGGAAUUAAAGGCUUGCGCCACCACCGCCCGGCCAGAGUCAAACCCUCUUAACUGGCCCAUUUUUUUCCAGUACUGGUCAGUACAACUGUAUUACAGCCCAGAGCAAGAGUGGUAGGCCUGGAGGUGUGGGUCUCCAGGCUACCCCCUAAGCCAGGCUUCCGGCUUCCUUCAUCCUGCAUGCUGUUCUUGCAGGUGAGAUCAUCAGGCCUUUCUCUGGGUUAUAAAAUAGUUUUCUAUUUCCCUUUUAAUUCUCUUUUUGAUAUGGUUGCCCUUUGGCACUGUAUGCACAAACUUUAUCUUGACUCUCAAUAUUUAAUAAUCCUCUGGCACAAUAUCCCCAGAUCUUCCAUAUUUGCCUCUAGAGGGCCAGCAAGGGCAACUAGUACUAUGCAUUAAAGAGCAUGCAUUGGGCCAGGAGUGGCAGCACACAUCCUUAAUCCCAGUACGUACACUUAGGAGGCAGAGGCAGGUAGAUGUCUGUGAGUUCAAGGCCAACCUGAUCUACAGAGUGAGACUCUGUCUCAAAAUGAAAAGGCAAGCAAACAACAACAAAAAUCAUACGUUUACCUUUGUUUUAAUUAUAUGUAUAUGUGCGUAAGUGUGACACUCACAUGCCCUGAUGCUGAUGGGAAUCAGGACAACUCUUAGGAGUUGCUUUUCUCCUUCCACUGUGAGAUCCAGGGAUUGAAUUCAGGUUGUUAGGCUUGUGUGGCAAGUGUUUCAAUUUGCUGAGCCAUGUUGCCAGCCCCAAGUGCAUCAUUUAAAAGCAUUUGCUUGGAGCUAAUACCAAGAGGCCCAAAUGUCAAGAGUCAGUUGUACAGUAUGACACAUGGUUUUUGUUCUUUCGUGGUACUGGAGAGCUGUGCACAUGCUGUAACCCUGAGCUACACCUCCAGCCCUUUAUAAGAGUUUUAUUUUGAAACAAGGCCUUAUUAAGUUGCUUAGAUUGGCCUUAAACUUGUGAUCCUCAGCUGGGUGGUGGUGGUCUGGCACACCUUUAAUCCCAGCACUCAGGAGGCAGAAGCAGGUGGAUCUCUGUGAAUUCAGGGACAGUCUGGUCUACAGGGUGAGUUCCAGGACAGCCAGGGCUAAACAGAGAAACCCGGUCUCAAAAAAAUACUUGUGAUCCUCUUGUUUCCUGAGUAGCUGGGGUGGGGUAUAGGGCCAGUGGCUUCUGUGUGUAUUCAAGGACAGUAUCUAAAUGUAAGGUGCCCUGGGCAUCUAGAGGCCUUCUAAAAGUAGAGCUUCAAUUGUGUUUUUGAAAGGCUGGGUCAGGCUAGCUCGGAAAAAUGAGUAGUUCCGGCAGAACACAGAAAGCAGCUCUCUUCUCCUGUGUCCUCCUGCUGACCUUUUGAGCACACAGGAACGGCCAUCAGAGCUCACAGGCUCUUUUUCUUUACUGACAUGCCCAUCUUUUCCCUAGAGCCCUGUCACCAAAUGCCCACUUCAUCCCAACUUAGAAUGUGGUCCUCGGACUGCCUUCCUCGGAGUCUCCUGGGUAGCAGGAUCUUCAGAAAUGAAGAUUCCCGGGAUCUACUCCACACCUUCAGAAUCUGUUUGGGGGACGAGCUCAGGGAUGAGCUUUUCAACAAGCCCACAUGACUAUGAUGCCGCCACGCUCAGUCCAGCCUCCUUGAUUGCAGGCCAGGACUGGUCAUGUCCACACCCACGGUAUCUGUUUUCUGCUUCUGGCACCAACAGCCUGUGACUUCCAUGUCUAUGGGAGCAGGACCACAAGAUCCUUACACCCAGGUAGAGAGAGGCUCUGCAGCUGACUGAGGCUCCUUCUCUCAGCUUGCCUCUCCCCAUGCUGUCCACCAAAUGCUCCUGUGACAGCCCAUUCUGUUAAAAGAUGGCCAGCUGGACAGCGGCUCAGGGCUCCUUCCCACGCCCCGCCUUCUGGUUUCUAGAAGUAACCAUGCACUUUCUCAUUACCGAGACCUGCCUUCCCCGCUGUCAGCGUUUUGAUCCAGGCCCUCCACAGUGUGCAGCCUCUUGGUCAGCUCGAUGAAGCCCAGUGAGAACAGCCAUGGCCCCCGGCACUUACCCUGGAUUGCAUCCACAGUGGGCGGACUGCCCACUUUACCCAGGAAGGCUUUUGAGGAGUCUCACACCUUUGGCUUUCCUGCUUAAAGUGAACUGAGGCUUCUCCGUGGAAAUGUCUCAGAGAUACUCCGCCUUAUAAAAGGAGGAUGGAUGCCGGGCAGUGGUGGUUCACGCCUUUAGUCUCAGCACUUGGGAGGCAGAGGCAGGUGGAUCUCUGUGAGUUGGAGGCCAGCCUGGUCUACAGAGCGAGUUCCAGGAAAGGCGCAAAGCUACACAGGGAAACCCUGUCUCGAAAAACCAAAAAAAAAAGAGGAUGCUUCUGGUGGUGAGAAUAACAGCGAUGGCCUUGUGUACUUCUCUGCCACAUACAAGUAUUGGGCACUCCAGACUUGGCCUGGGCUCACUCAGUGAGGAGCUACCUAGUGCUCCUGUCACAGAGACUCCUGGCUUCUGUUCUGUGACUUUCCACCCUUCCCUUCUGCCCCCUGCCCAAUCAUAAGUAAAUGAGUGAUGCUAGUAGUUUCAUGUGAAUCCCCUGGUUUAAAACAGAAUAAAUAUUUUUCACAUUC
Messenger RNA from Peromyscus californicus insignis, 5369 nucleotides. It is a transcript of the gene Rft1, whose product is annotated as RFT1 homolog. Bases 47 to 1672 code for a protein of 541 amino acids. Gene Ontology annotation, biological process: dolichol-linked oligosaccharide biosynthetic process; glycolipid translocation. Gene Ontology annotation, cellular component: endoplasmic reticulum membrane. The transcript has 13 exons. NCBI's taxonomy places the organism in Eukaryota, Metazoa, Chordata, Mammalia, Rodentia, Cricetidae. The record is from RefSeq and is a predicted model, not a curated record.